Propithecus coquereli (Coquerel's sifaka) is the source of this 2385-nucleotide messenger RNA. RefSeq names its product N-acetyllactosaminide beta-1,6-N-acetylglucosaminyl-transferase, isoform C. Gene Ontology annotation, biological process: transforming growth factor beta receptor signaling pathway. Bases 242 to 1450 code for a protein of 402 amino acids. Gene Ontology annotation, cellular component: membrane. The record is from RefSeq and is a predicted model, not a curated record. Lineage: Eukaryota; Metazoa; Chordata; Mammalia; Primates; Indriidae. Gene Ontology annotation, molecular function: acetylglucosaminyltransferase activity. The transcript is spliced from 3 exons.
AAGCACUGAGGAGCCGCAGACCGGAGCGGAGCGCAGCAGGAAGGCAUCACAUCUCCAGCCAGCCCCAAAGAGGAUGGACAGGACACUGAAGCAGAGAGUACGUGCGGAUUAAAGGACUCGGGAGAAGCCGUCAAAAUUCAGGACUGGCAAGAGAGUCAGUUCAGCCUCUCAGGCUUGUAGUUUCAGACACUGAUCAUUUCUCAAUCCCUGAAGAGAUUCCUUCCCCAGGGAAGUGAAAAUAAUGAACUUUUGGAGGUAUUACUUUUUUGCUUUCACCGUGUUCAGUGUGGUUAUCUGUGUGAUAUUUUACAAUAGCCAGUUGAGCCCGCCAAAAAGGUACGAGAAGCUGAACAGUUCCGGAGAAAGGUAUUUUAGAACAGAUGCCUGUAAUUAUGCUUUAAAAGACGAGCCAACCUUUUUGUGGGAAAAUACCCUACCAUUACCUUUGGGAAGUGUCCCCUGCAAGGACUACCUGAUCCAGAAUCACUAUAUCACAAGUCCCCUGUCGGAAGAGGAGGUCGCAUUCCCUUUGGCCUAUGUCAUGGUCAUCCACAAGGACUUCGAUACUUUUGAAAGGCUCUUUAGGGCUGUCUAUAUGCCCCAAAAUGUCUACUGCGUUCAUGUGGAUGAGAAAGCCCCAGCUGAGUUUAAGGGAUCUGUGCGGCAGUUACUGAGCUGUUUCCAAAAUGCUUUUAUCGCUUCAAAGGUAGAGUCUGUGGUUUACGCGGGAAUUUCCAGGCUCCAGGCCGACCUGAACUGCCUGCGAGACCUUGUGGCCUCCGAGGUUCCCUGGAAGUACGCCAUCAACACCUGUGGGCAAGACUUCCCCCUGAAAACCAACAGGGAAAUAGUUCAGCAUCUGAAAGGAUUUAAAGGGAAAAAUAUUACCCCAGGGGUGCUGCCCCCUGACCACGCAAUUGGACGGACCAAAUAUGUCCACCGAGAGCAUAUAGGCAAAGGUGGCUCCUUUGUGAAAAACACGAAAAUUUUGAAAACCUCACCUCCACAUCAGCUGACCAUCUACUUUGGCACUGCCUAUGUGGCCCUUACCAGAGAGUUUGUCAACUUUGUUUUCCAUGACAAAAGGGCCAUUGAUUUACUACAGUGGUCAAAAGAUACCUAUAGUCCUGACGAGCAUUUCUGGGUGACACUCAGUAGGAUUGCAGGUGUCCCUGGCUCUAUGCCAAACGCAUCCUGGACCGGUAACCUCAGAGCUAUAAAGUGGAUUGACAUGGAAGACAAACACGGAGGCUGCCACGGCCACUAUGUACAUGGUAUUUGUAUAUAUGGAAAUGGAGACUUACGGUGGCUGGUAAAUUCACCAAGCCUGUUUGCUAACAAGUUUGAGCUUAAUACGUAUCCCCUUACCGUGGAAUGCCUAGAACUGAGGCUUCGAGAAAGAACCCUCAAUCAGAGUGAAACUGCGAUACAGCCCAGCUGGUAUUUUUGACCUAUGACAGCUCAUGACUGAAGGUUCAUUGCACUUGGGAAGAAGAGCUUUUCUUUGUGAAACUUUUGCCUUGGUUGUGUUCAUGGUUUCAGGACCACGGUAAUGACUUCAAGACGACAUGAUCAUACUUAAAAUACCCACUGGACACUGUGAAAUAUGCUAACAGCAUGGCUAGGAGUGAUCCUGGCACUUUGGCCAGUCUUGCUGUUUCCUCGCGCUCACCUCUAUAUUAGCUUGUUGUUACGAUCAAUGUUAAAUAUAAACGUUGUUAGAUUUUGCACCAGAUACUCAUUAUAUAUAAAUGUUGUAAUAAAAAGGAGAAUUGUAGGUAAUACUAUUUAGCAAAAUAAGAAUUAGGUUUCUUUGAAGAAGGAGUCUUUUAUAACACAUUAAUAGUCACCACUCUGCUCAACUAAACAUAAAUAGAGAAACAGCUUUGGGUAACUCACCAAUUUCCUUUAGAACAUAAGCUACCAGAAUUGAGAACAGAUCUUGCUCCUGAGUUUCAGCACUAGCAUUUUCAGUUUUCCCACAUCCAAACUUCUGAAUAUAGUAUAAAGUCAUUAACAAGAUACAGGAUGUGCUUUAAGACAGAAGACACUGCUGUUUCAGUAAAAGGACCUCAGGGGAACAGAACAUUUCUCUGUUAUAUGCCGGAAUGUACCCUUCCCUCUUCCAUGUUUUCCACUGAGAACACUGAAAAGUCCUUCUAAGAAUGAAGAUAUGUCUACAAGAGAGGUGCUGUUGCAUAGAUCUAGUCUCAAGACUGGAACACCUCAGAAUGAAUCACUUUCCUCUCCUGUGACCCUCUCUCCUCAAUAUUAUCUUACUUGCAAAAUAGAGACCAAAUUCUACCCUGUGAGGCUUUUAACUACACCAUAGUGUUCUCUGAGUAGCUCUACAAUGCCUGAUGCUGAUAGGAGUGCCUGGGUUUU